Messenger RNA from Porites evermanni, 8024 nucleotides. Lineage: Eukaryota; Metazoa; Cnidaria; Anthozoa; Scleractinia; Poritidae. The record is from the annotation of a GenBank genome assembly.
UUAACGACGUGCAACUUAAUAUCUAUUUCUACAGGAUGUUUUAUCUGGUAUUCAUCGGCGACAAGUGUUCAACUCCAGGCCAUUUUCAACAUGGGUGGGAUAAAAGGUAACGUCAUAUUCUACCAGUCGCAACAAGGUAGUCCCACAAGUAUCUUACUUAACUUAACAGGUAUCGAGAAUGAAACCCUGACUUGGGAUAUUCGACAACUUCCAAUGAUCUACGAUGGUAAUGCAGCUAUGAGUUGCAGUCCAAGCGCAGUUGGAGAUCUGUUUGACCCUGCGAUGGCCAUGAAAUCUGCAGACUACAAUAGCUCGUGCAGUCAAUCAAGUUCUUCAAGAUUUCAAGCAUGUGCCACUGGUGACUUGACAGGAAUGCUGGGAGCUAUAAAUGCCAGCAACGCACAGAAAUAUUUUACAGACCAGAAUUUGACUGUUCCUAUCAGAGGGGCCAACAGCAUCAUGGGUAGAACACUUGUUCUUUACAAGGAUGGCACACCAAGGGCUUGCUCACUGAUUAGUCCGGAUAAAGUUAUGCUUACAGCAGUAGCUGUCUUCACGAUGCCGGUUGCUGGUUUUGUGUAUCUGAGGCAAGCUGAUGAGAGCGCAGAUACAACUAUAUUCGUUAACCUCUUCCAUUCCAACGAUGCUCAAUCUGGUAGACGGGUCACAUGGCAGAUAAACCAAGCAUCAGCUACUUGCGGAAUGCCCGGUGACGUUUUCAAUCCUGAAAACAGGGACAAGCAAAAUUGUAGCCAGUUAGAACACGAAAAAUGUCUGAUUGGUGAUUUGACUUCCAAGCAUGGAAACAUCACUGUCUCCAUGGCAACAAGAGGACAGUCCAAAACCAAAGUGGCCUUUACCGACACCAACCUUCCACUUACUGGUGUCAAAAGCGUUAUUGGCAAGACAAUUACAUUGUUCUCAAAUGACGAUUCAAUGACCCCUUUUGCUUGUGCAAAGAUAAUGCAAGUAAAACCGAGAGUUCUCAUAUCUACUUUCAAAGCCAGUGUUCAUGAUGGUGUAGACGGCUAUUUCAAGUUUACACAGCUCUCUCCCUUUGAUCCCACGAUGACGGAAAUAAGGCUCACUGGAUUAAGAAAGGAGUCUCAGGGAUAUCACAUUCACAACUAUCCCAUGCCAUGGCAAAUGAAGUACACCGGAAUGGAAUCCUGUGCAGGGAGUCACUUAGGAGGACACUGGAACCCCUUUGGCGUGGAUGUCAAGUCCAGUCCUUCGCCUGGAACUGGUAUGUAGCUAAGUACAAUUUUAGCCUUAAUUUUACAAUUUCCUCCUCAUAUAAUUCUAAGAGCUGAAACGUCACACACGCAUGAUAAACAGUUCAUGUAUUUUUCCAUACGUUUUCAUGGACCACAAGCCCAUUCAAUUUAUUUAACGAUCACUCCAUCUUCCAUAUUUUUGAUGAUUUUUCAAAAGUUAUCUAGUACGUUACACCAAACAUCCAUCACAGGGUUACCCAGCCGGUCGCCGGUACCCAUUUAUACCCCUGGGUUCACCACCAAAGUGGAGCAAAGUACUUGUCCAGGGAAGCUACUCUGCAGCCUGACUUUAGCCCGGAUCUUCGGAUCUCUCACGAGGUUUUUUUUAACGUUGACACCCCUUUUCUAAUAGGAACGAAUGAUCAGUACGAAAUCGGUGACCUUAGUGGGAAAUAUGGAACUUUUCUUAACCUAACAAGCUACAACGGAACGCAUUUGGACUACAAUCUUCCAUUGUUUGGUAAAAACAGCAUCCAGGGUCGUUCUGUUGUCAUCCAUAAAAUGAAAGUAAUGAACAGCAUGAGAUGGGUCUGUGCAGAUGUCCAUCAGAAAAUGGCUGAAGUGGACCAAAUGUUUGUCAUGAAAACCAAAAUAACUUUUACGGGUCCAGAUGUUAUGGGGUACAUACUUUUGGUAAGUGAGUUUUAUUGCCAUUAUUCUGUCUAAAAACGCGAUCGAGGAAAAAAAAAACAAAAACAAACGAACAAAAAAACUUUUCAGAAAAAAAAAAAAACAGCAGAACUAGUUGAUAAUUCUAACUGUCAGAAUUGCUAUUUAUGACAUUCUUUAUUUACUUUUAAUGUCUGUAUUCUUAUAUAUAUAUAGCGAUACAUUCUUAUCAUACAUUUUAUAGAUAUAAUUUCGUCACUAUAUUUAUAAUCUUAAGAAUUUUAUUUCUGUAUCUGUUUUUGUUGUGUCCCAAAUUAGCUUGUAAGUUAAAUAUCCUGACACGUAAAUAGAGUUUAUUAUUAUUAUUAUUUUGGCAGACCGAUCAUGCUCAAUUGAAACAGUUGUGCGAGAUAUUUCUCUGCGCUUGAAAAUAUGGCGUAGCAUUUCUAUGUCCAGCAUAUUUAAAAGAUUUGUUUUGUUUUUACUUCUUAAGGGAGCUGUGUCACGAAAUUCAGCCAAAUUAGGAACUUACAAGAUGCCCGUUAAAUUAAGAGAAACAUAAAAAUAACCACUUUUAACUUUAAAGGAAGGUUAAAAUAACAAAGCAGAAGCAACAGAUGGCACGGAUGGGCAAAACUGAAGAAGACUGAAACGGAUUGAAAUUAGGGUUUUUGAAAACUGUUCAGCCUAACAGUUUUUCAAAGUUGAUCCCUGCUGUUUGCAACUUCAAAAAUAAUGCUCAGGAGACAUAUUUGUUUGUCUCGCAUCUCUGAUUUUGUCAUUUACAUGUAAUUUCUUUGCUUCUUUUAAGUUCCAUAACGAUUGGGGGCGCGUAAUUGGCAAUUAAAAUUAAACAAGAUGAACUGUACUGCUGUGACGCAGCCCCUGUAAGGUAGUUAAGCGGACAAUGAACCAUGUCCAAUUCACCUAUUUAGUUCAUAUACCGUGGGACAUAUGUCCAUAUGUAAAUAUCGAGAUAAGAUUUUCCAGAGCCUUUAUGCAUUUCCAGUCAUGAGAAAAAAAGAGAAGACAGAACAUAAUCUCAAAGCAAAGACAAGCAUGCCAAAAUCUUUCACUUAUACAUCAACCUCAUUUAAUUUGUUAUUCAGAUUGACCAUGAAAACAUAGUCUUGACAACUGUUUCAACUCCACUUUAUAGAUACAGUACAAGACGUCCGAUAGCUCUAUGUCGCCCGAGGAGACAUCGAUUUAUGUUCAUCUGUCGUAUGGGAACGAGGCAGACAAACAGGUAAAAUAAUAAUUAGCACAACUACUUCUUUGUUCUAUCUGAAACUAGCUGCAUGGUUAGCGUAACGUAGCUUGAGCUAACCAACCGGUUGCAAAUAAGACAAGGAAAAAGAACGCGAGAGUGAAUAAGUUAGCCCGAUGGGAAAAUUGAAAGUGGGUGGGGGUUGUUGGGAGGCCGGAACCUAUUUCCCUUCCCCUUUAGCUUCGAUGCUUCGUUUUAGCGUCCUACCCCCCGAUCGAUAGGCAGCCCGGUACACAGGGUAUGUAGUCUCUGAAAAUAUCAAACGUUUUUUUACGCCAUUUUCUUGUUCAGUUACUGUGGGCUUGUGGUAUAGCGAAAGUCACGCUGACGUCACCUGUUGAUAUUAAUAUGCCAAUCACAAGCGCGUUGGUUCUUGCAACAAAAGAUUCUUUGUUUUACUCCUUACAAAUUUGAAUAACAAAAACAAUCUCUGUAAACAGUGAUGUAUUCUAUAGCUUGACUUAUGCUGUUUUUUUCAUCAGAGUAUGAAUCACUCGUGGCACGUGCACGUGAAUCCCGAAGGAGGGGACGCUCACGCUGCGAUGGGCGAGAGAUGCAAGAGUCUGGGGGGACAUUAUAAUCCUUAUAAUGUUGACCUGGCUGUAAGUAUUGUCGCUUGUAUAAUAAACCCUUAAGCUCUUAUGGUAACUUACGAUCACGAUUCCUUUUAUCAGUCCUUGAGAAGACAUUUUUUUUUGCCAGGACGUGGCUACCAUGAAGUUUCUGAAAUGAAAUCAUACUUGUUACAGUUUAAUUAACAAGGAUUAACUUUAAUUUCUAAAUGACCUUAGAAAGUCCAGGAACGGCAUAAGAAAUAUCCUCUGCUGUUCUCGUGCACUAGUUUGCUAAUUUGGCGUGGGAAAAUACUUAACUGAUAAUAACCAAAAAAGAAAUUUAAGAUGGUUAAACGGUUACUUAGGCCAUGCAAAAAAAUUGUCAGUUGUGAGUUAACCACACUCGUAAAUCAGUUUGUCAUUUAAAUUUAUGGCUAUUUAUCAGUUGACAUCAAUUAAAAAUUCAAGCCGUUUGUCAAUUGUGAGACCCUCACUAUGAUGUUAGAGAGCUGUUCUGACUUACGAUGUCCAGAAUCGACGUUAGUUUGUUUGAUACUCUCGUAAUGGCAUCGCCUGACAUAUACUCCAAAAAGCACCAAAUAAAAAGCUAGUUCUUUCCGCACGCAAAAGUUAAAUGCUAUUCGGAAGGUGAGUAAGAAGAAUAUCAUUGGCAGUGAAGCUUGACAAACGUUAAAAAAAAAAAUUGGACUACAGGAUGUCGUGUUUCAGUUACUAGGUUGUACUACUUCUACGCUUGAAGGAUUUUUUGUUGUAUUCAUUACUUACAGAUCUAUACUGUAUGUUUGUGUUUACAGGGAUCGUAUAAGUCAUCCUGUUUUUCUAGCAAUAUGUUGCGUUGUGAAGUUGGUGAUCUUUCUGGCAAGCAUGCGCGGCUGAAUGUUGGUUCAGGGAAGCAGUUUUAUACGGAUCCAAGCCUUCCAUUAUUUGGAGAAAUGUCAGGUAAAGGAGGAACCUUAACCUCUACUUACAUCUCAAUAGUUUCUCGGGGAGUUUUACUGUGCAUCAUCAAAAUAGGAAGGAAACAGCCCCAGACUGUCAAAGAAAAGAACAAUAUGUCGGUUUUUUAAUGGACUUAUGGUUUUACUUAAUCAUCAGUCAGUAGUCAUGAUCAGCUAAUUAAGUCAGUGAAAUUGAUUUUGACCAGUGGUGGAUUUGUUGGCCUUUUUUUCAUAAACAAUUUCGAACAGUGAUUCACUGAUGUGUGCAAUAUUAAUUUUUUUUCCAGUUGUUGGUCGUGGGGUUGUCGUGCACGCCGAAAACGCUGGAGCAGCCCGCCUUGCUUGUGCUACCAUCAAACCAGUAGAUUCUCUGUAUGUUGAGAAGACACUACACUACGUAGAAGGGACGACAUUUUCCAGGUAGGUUUUGCCCAGUUGAAUUUAUAGGCCAUGAUAUGCCAAGAGCUGAAACAGUGGAAGUGUGGUGUUCUGAGUAGGGGAAGAAGACGUGACAGUAGGGGGAAGGAGCAGAUUUGGUGAGGGAGGUGUUGGCGAGGGCAAUUUUCAUGGAUCAGGCGGACGAGGGGGGACGACCUUUUGUAGCUUUUGGGGGGAACUGGGGGGGGUGGGGGGGGGGGGGGGUGCUUUAACACAGAGAUUGUUAUGUUGCUAUGGUAACAUGUUUUAAAUGUCAAGGAAAUGAUCUCCAUUUGCUCCCAGUAGUUGCCAUUUGUUUCAUACCACUUUUAAAAGGUGUCAGCAAAUGGUAAAAAUACAGACGCGCUUGUCAUCAAAGAGUAAGGUUUAAGGAACAACACUGAAGGCUGCCACCUUAAGUGGGUGGCCGAGAUAACUUGUCAUAAAAUCAUUUAAAAUUGGCGCCAAAACUUCUGUUUUUCUCUCUCCUUUAAACCGUUCUGAAACUCAUAGUCAAGUACACCAGAUUGAAAAUUUCCACUUAUAGUUAAAUAGAAAAUCUGAUGCUAAUUUCCGCACAAGUUGUCGAAACGUCAGACAACUGAUUUUGCAUGCAGGUCAACACUCAACGAUUGAUGAUAUACGACGAGACCUGCUCGUAAAAUAACCCCUGAGUUUUGAUAUUUCACCCUCCAGUGAUAAAGGGAUUACGAAUUCCUGUAGCGUGAACUAUUACUGCCGUACUCAUUCAAAAAAAUCUUAGAUCUAUAUUGCGAUUCUGAAGACUGCGAUAGCAUCAGAACGCAACCCUGGGAUGGAGGUGAGACGCGCCCGAAGCCAGGGGAAAGCGCUAUUGGGACGAGGUGGGAUAUACACACUCCUCGCUCGGUCAUAAUAUCCAAGACAAAGCUGAAUUUAAAAUGUCCUUUCGUUAUCUUGUAGAUUGAACUUUACAAAAAGGGUUUCAGCGUUGCUUAACAUCCCAGAGUGGCGGAUAUUUUACAUUAGAAUGGAGAACAGUCAAGUUCAAGGCUGUAUGACUGUCAAGUUUGGAAUCAUUGGAAAUGGUUAGUGAAAAAGUGUAAACCUUUGUUAGUCUCUCGAUUUGAUAAAAUUUUAUUAGUCAAUGAGUCACUAUAAAGGGGAAAAACUCAUCCAGUUCAUUAGAUUUCAAAGUUAUAAAAGCUUCAAUCUUUAAUUUUGUGCAAAGAAUUUAAAUAAUGUCAGCCCUCCAUUGGUGAACUGCAUUGCCAAUUCUUCAUGAAAUUGAGAUUCAGAAACAAAGUUGCUCAAGACAUAUCUGUUAUAAUUUAAAAUCUCGAAUGUUCGUCCGUUGGUCGCUGACUUUUCACUCUAUUUAUAUUCAGAGUUGCUACGAUUAUAGCUUUAUGAGAAAUGAAGAGUUAUUCAUGCUAAUGAGGCAGAAAUUUUGAACAAGGAUUCGCCUCUGGAUGUGAUUAUUUAUAACUAGAAAGGUUUUAACGAUUUAUAUUUUUUAUUUAACCACUGACAGAAAAGCAAGUCGAUGAACCAUCCAAAGCCUUCGAUCUCAUUUUACAAAGAUCCUCAGGAAAACUAAUGGAGUUUCAACCUAAAGAUAAAUGUCGCAAACCAGGUAAGAAACAAGAGACAUGUUUUCCUGUAAGGUUACAGUGUGCAGAAAUUGCAAAACAAUAUAUGGAAUUUCCCAAUAUUCCGAACUUCAUCAUGCACGGAUCAUGUGCAAAUCUGAGGAUCGUUCUUAAACGUUAGCGCAACAGCAUUGUUUCUGACUUGCUCCUGAGGGGGGAAGUGCUUCAAUAUGUACGUGAGGGAAAUCUUUGGGGAAUGCCUGACAUGAUAUUUUGGCUCUUUCUAGCCUCUGUUGGCGGCCGUUCUUUGGGUAGUUUCCUUACGACACAAAAAAACGGCUUCGUAUUAGACUAAUCAAUACUCUGAGAGAUGAAUUCUCUCUAAAAGACUAGACAAAACUAGGAUCACCUGAGUUCCGUGUAACUGACCUCCUACCCCUUCCCUAAGUCACAAUGUUUCCCUAAGCGAGAAGUAAGUGUUAAUGUUGACUUACGGGAAGGGUAGGAGGUCAGUUACCCGGAACUCAAUUGAUCUUUGUUUUGUCUAGCCUAUUCAGUUACCCACAAACUCAAAACAAGCAAGGCGUGGCGUGGGUUUAAAAAUAAUCCCCUCACUCAUUCGGGCAGUACCCUCAAGACUGAGCCGGGCCGUCCUAGACGUCGUGUCAUGACGUCUCCGACUUGUGUGAUGAUAAGCAAAGUAAAUGGAGGACGUCUAAAGUAGAGCCGACGUAUUCAAGUAAAAUUGCAAGCCCACGUGUAGGUCGACAGCAUAAACACCUUUUUCAGUUUUAGUUUCCGUUUAAUUUAUUUGCCAGAAAAAAGUAUAUAUACUUAUCUAGCCGGAUUUUUGAUAACUUUAUCGCCAAAUGGACCUUUUGAGUGGAACAGUUUUUUUGGCCAAAAACUAUCUCCAAGUAGCUAUUAUAAAAAUUAAGAGUGCAACCAUUGCUUUUUUUUUCUAUUUUUCUCCUUUCCUUCAUUUUCCUUCGUUACUAUGAUUUUGGAGCUUCUCGGGCUUAGGAAACAUGCCUUUUGACGCCUUUUCACUCAAAUGACUGAAAUUUCGUUAGGUUGGUUUUCAAAAAGUCGGCUAGAUAUACAAACAGACAUUCAAUAUAUUACAAAAAUAUUUAUUUAAAUAUUAAGGAGACGUAAAUUGUAAGAAUUCAAAGAAUUGCACUAAGGCUAAACAACAACCCUUGCAUCAAUGUCGCGAUAGUGACGCCUUUUCUCUUCUCUUUUUCUCUUUUUUUUUUUCAGAAACUACGACUGUUGUUUCUACCAGUGCCGCAAGAGCUAAUUUCAUUACCAAGUUCAUCAUUCUUUCGAACGUUGUUUUAGGUAUAGCAUUGUGCAUGAGCUGA